AUGGGCAAAACGAAAGACUCCGGGGUGGAGGAGAGACCUAAAUGGGACAACAAGGUUCAGUACCUGUUAACAUGUAUUGGCUUUGCAGUGGGACUUGGAAACGUCUGGCGUUUUCCUUACCUGUGCCAAAUCUAUGGAGGAGGUGCAUUCCUCAUCCCCUACCUAAUAGCGCUGGUGUUUGAGGGCAUCCCCCUGCUCUACCUGGAGCUGGCUAUAGGACAGAGGCUGCGCAUGGGCAGCAUCGGUGUCUGGAACUCCAUCUCACCACUACUGGGUGGAGUUGGAAUUGCCUCCAUGUUGGUGUCAUUCCUGGUAGGCAUUUUCUACAACACCAUCCUGGCCUGGGUGCUGUGGUAUUUAUUUCACUCUUUCCAAAACCCCCUGCCUUGGAGCCAGUGUCCACUCAAUGAUAACCUCACAGGCUACAAUGUGGAGUGUGAGAAGAGCACUCCAGUGAACUACUUUUGGUACCGGGAGACCCUGAACAUCACACCUGACAUUGAGACCAGCGGCUCCCUGCAGUGGUGGUUGGUCAUCUGUCUGGCCAGUGCCUGGUGUGUGGUCUACAUCUGCUUCAUCAAAGGCAUUGAGUCCGUGGGAAAGGCUGUGUAUGUGACAGCCACAUUCCCUUACCUGGUGCUGACUAUUUUCCUGAUCCGUGCCCUCACUCUGCCUGGAGCAACUGAUGGACUGGUGUACCUCUUCACUCCUGAUUGGGAGAUACUGAAGAACCCUCAGGUGUGGCUAGACGCUUCCACCCAGAUCUUCUUCUCUCUCUCUGUGGCCUUUGGAGGUCUCAUAGCUUUCUCCAGCUACAACGAAGAGAGAAACAACUGUGAGAGGGAUGCUGUUCUAGUAGGAGUAAUAAAUAGUGCCACAUCUCUCUACGCCUCCAUUCCCAUCUUCGCCAUCCUGGGAUUUAAAGCCACCACCGCCUACAACUCCUGUAUUAAGGGAAACAUCUUAGCUCUUACCAACUACUUUGAGUUUUCAGACCAGAACAUAACUGUGGAGAACUAUGAUUACUGGCUUGAGCAUUUAAAUGGAACAUCUCCAGGUGAGGUGGCCAGUCUGGACCUGACGCACUGUAAACUGCAAACCUUCCUUGACCAGAGCGCUUCAGGUACCGGCCUGGCUUUUAUUGUGUUCACAGAAGCAGUGAUAGAGAUGCCAGGCUCGCAGAUAUGGGCAAUACUGUUCUUCGUCAUGCUCUUCAGCUUGGGUCUCUCCUCCAUGUUUGGCAACAUAGAGGGAGUCCUCACGCCCAUCAACGACCUCAAACUAGUGCCUAAGUGGAUCCCAAAAGAACUCGUAACAGCGAUCAUCUGCUUGGUAGCCUUCUUGACGGCUCUCAUCUUCACCCUGGGUUCGGGGAACUACUGGGUGGAGGUCUUCAACAGCUACGUGGGCUCUGUACCUCUGCUCAUCAUUGCAUUCUUUGAGAUUACUGGAGUCAUUUAUGUCCAUGGAAUGAAAAAUUUCAGUGAAGACAUCUAUUUCAUGACUGGGAAUAGGCCUAACAUCUUCUGGAAGGCAUGCUGGAUGGUGAUCAGUCCUUUAAUGCUCCUGGUGGUGUUGAUUGCCUACGUGGUCGUCCAGGCACAGACAACCCCAUCUUAUCCCACAUGGAACCCAGCCUAUGAAAAAUUCCCCCAAACUGAAGUGAAGCCCUAUCCAGACUGGGUGUUUGCCAUAAUCAUCCUCCUCUGUGUAGUACCUGUGAUCUCCAUCCCUCUGGUGGCUCUCUACAAACUGAUCUGCUGUAGAAUCAGGAGGUCCUCUGCUGCUCGCAAAGACCUAAAUCCCUACUGCAACGAUGGCUUUGAGGUUGAAACACAGGAACAGAAGAACCAGAGAGCUUAAGAAAAUGUUGCAAGUAACAAUGUUACUGAACAGAAAGGGACAUCCUGAUCUUUGCCAGUGCUUCUGUGAAAUUCUAUCUUAAUUCACUGGACAGCUGACAUAUUUCUAUUUAUUAAACAUUGUAAUUCUUUCCUUUUGCCCGUUGUUGCGUAGUGUAGAUGAUGGAAAAACCAUUUGAACGUAAAUGUAGUCUUAACAUAACACUCAUUUUAAAUGUCAUGAUGAAUCCUUUAAUGACAUCUUAAGCUUUCUACUGUUCAUCGAAAACCAUUUGAUUUCUGUGAGCUUUCCAAAAGAUUGUAAGUGUAAUGUAAAAAAAAAAAAAAAAUCAAAGUCAUCAUUUGACUUAUUCAUGUGGUGGCUGACAAUAUUUAACUGUGAACUUAUUCACAUACAAAUGAUGGCAUGUCUUCUUUGUGGAAAACUAGCACAGAGUGUGAAUCAAAGUCCAGACAAUCAGCUGUGGGAUGAGGUGGGGUCUAGUACAGUAGCUGGAUGAAUUUCAGUUAUCCAUCCUUAUGGAUAUGGUGGUUGUUGUUUAAGGUGUUUAUGACUGUAGUUUAUCACUUAAGUGUUUUAUAUCAGAUGGCAAAGGACUGUUUUUCUCUCUCUAAGGAGUCUUUCCCGACA
This is a messenger RNA of Perca flavescens (yellow perch), 2493 nucleotides long. It is a transcript of the gene slc6a18, whose product is annotated as solute carrier family 6 member 18. The coding region runs from base 1 to 1863 and encodes 620 amino acids. Gene Ontology annotation, cellular component: plasma membrane. NCBI's taxonomy places the organism in Eukaryota, Metazoa, Chordata, Actinopteri, Perciformes, Percidae. The transcript has 12 exons. The record is from RefSeq and is a predicted model, not a curated record. Gene Ontology annotation, biological process: sodium ion transmembrane transport; amino acid transport; nitrogen compound transport.